This is a messenger RNA of Nymphaea colorata (pocket water lily), 3151 nucleotides long. RefSeq names its product dynamin-related protein 5A. The transcript is spliced from 11 exons. Lineage: Eukaryota; Viridiplantae; Streptophyta; Magnoliopsida; Nymphaeales; Nymphaeaceae. Gene Ontology annotation, cellular component: microtubule; membrane; cytoplasm. The coding region runs from base 450 to 2945 and encodes 831 amino acids. Gene Ontology annotation, molecular function: microtubule binding; GTP binding; GTPase activity. The record is from RefSeq and is a predicted model, not a curated record.
UCUCUUUGAAAGAGAGAGAAAGUGAGUGUUUGAGUGAGAGAGACCAUUUUGCGUCUUGCCUGUCCCAAGAAAGCCCCGUGUGAAAAGGAGCUUCACGCUCGUGUUGCCCAUAAUCCGAUUGCGCCCAAAUUCACCAGAAAGGGGAAGGCCGAAGGGGCGAAGCCGCGAAGUGGCGAAGGGCAAGGGCCAAGGGCCGAAGGGCGGAAGCGGGCAGCCAGCAGCAGCCAGGCGGCAGGGCGACGGGCGGCAGAACACAAGAAGCGCCUGGAUCUCGCCUACGCGUUCGGUGCCGCGGUGACCUUUGUCCCUGACUCCCAGCACCGCCCUUCUUCUCCUCCUCCUUCUUCGUCCUCUCUCCCCUUUUGUUGUUUCUCUGUGGGCGCUCAUUGGGAUUCCAUUUCUGAAGUUUGAAAUUUUUUUCACAUACUAUGUACUAGUGCCCCAUAGCCAUGGGAAUCAGCAGCCCGCUAGUAACGCCCACAAAAACCGCAAACCAGAAAUCCAGCAAGCAACAGCCCCCUGUCCAGGAGUCCCAAGCCAAGGCUAUGGAGCUGCGGUCGGCAAAAUCUUUCAGGACAAGGUUUGAGGCUUACAACCGAUUGCAGGGUGCUGCUGUUGCGUUCGGCGAGAAGCUCCCCAUUCCGGAGAUCGUCGCCCUUGGCGGGCAAUCUGAUGGGAAGAGCUCCCUUCUUGAAGCGCUCCUGGGGUUCAGAUUCAAUGUUCGAGAGGUGGAAAUGGGAACCCGCAGGCCUCUGAUUCUCCAAAUGGUUCACGAACCGUCUGCUUCGGAGCCAAGGUGCCGCUUCCAGGAAGAGGAUUCUGAUGAUUAUGGAAGUCCAAUUGUCUCAUCUUCGGCUAUCGCAGAAGUUAUCAAGUCUAGAACUGAUUCACAUUUGAAGAAGUCUAGAACUACAGUUUCUCCGAAGCCUAUCGUGAUGAGAGCAGAAUAUGCCCAUUGCCCAAACCUCACCAUUAUUGAUACACCUGGUUUUGUUCUUAAGGCAAAGAAAGGAGAACCAGAUAACACCCCUGAUGAGAUUCUGUCUAUGGUUAAAGAAUUGGCAUCUCCUCCACAUCGACUGCUCUUGUUUCUCCAACAGAGCAGUGUUGAAUGGUGUUCUUCUCUAUGGUUAGAUGCUCUUCGAAGUGUUGAUCCCACUCUACGCCGCACAAUAGUCGUUGUUUCCAAAUUUGACAAUAGACUAAAGGAAUUCACUGAUAGAUGGGAGGUUGAUCGAUAUUUAAGUGCAAGUGGUUACCUUGGUGAUAGUACUCGACCCUUCUUUGUAGCACUUCCAAAAGACAGAGGUGUUACUUCGAAUGAAGAAUUUCGCAGGCAGAUCUCCCAAGUUGACUCAGACAUUAUUCAUCAUCUUCGAGAAAAUGUUAAGGGAGGAUUUGACGAGGAGAAGUAUGCAUCUUUCAUUGGUUUUGGAUGCCUAAGAGAUUACUUGGAGUUGGAGCUUCAGCGGAGAUACAAGGAGGCUGCUCCUGCAACUCUUGCCUUACUAGAACAACGUUGUGCUGAAGUUGCAGUUGAGCUAGCUCGAACUGAUACCAAGCUGCAGGCUACUUCUAAUGUUGCUUCUCUCCGAAGAUUGGCAAUGUUACAUGCUGCUUCUAUCAGUAGACAUGUGUGGGCAUUGAUCGAUGGAGCAGCUGACCCUACGCCAGAGGAAUGGGGAAAAACAACUGAUGAAGAACGGCUUGAAAGUGGCUUUGGAAGUUGGCCUGGAGUUGUUGAAGAAGUAAAGCCACCUAAUUCUCUUCUCAAACUUUAUGGUGGAGCUGCAUUCCAGAGGGUAAUGCAUGAGUUUAGAUGUGCUACCCAUUCUAUAGAAUGCCCGACAGUGUCAAGGGAGAAGGUUGCUAAUAUUUUACUUGCCCAUGCUGGUAGAGGUGGGGGUGGGGGAGCUGCAGGUGCAGCAGUAGAGAUAGCUCGUGCAGCAGCUCGGUCAUGGUUGGCUCCUCUCUUGGACACUGCAUGCGACCGGCUUGCUUAUGUAUUGAGGAACCUUUUCGACCUUGCUGCUGAACGUAACAAGAACAAUGAAUCUUUAGAUGACGAAAGAUGGAAGGGAAGCAUGGACGGGUAUGUUGGUUUUCAUGCGGCGCUUCGGCAUUCAUACAAUCAGUUCAUUCAUGACUUAGCAAAGCAAUGCAAACAUCUAGUUCGUCACCACCUUGAUUCAGUCACGAGCCCAUACUCUCAAAUCUGCUACUAUGAUAGCGAUUCAUUUGGAUCUUCUGCAUUUGGUGCAACUUCAAUUCACAGAUGCAACUUUAGCUCCUCUUUCACGCUUUUUGGUGUCGACCUGUCAGGCAGGAUUGCUCAAGACAAUGGGAUGGAUGAUCAAGAGAAUCAGCCUCCAAAAGCCAAGGCCCCUCUAACGAAUACACCAGGAAAAUCAUCAGAUAAGGAAGUCCUAAGAGAGAGCCAAAUGACUAUUCCUGAAACUCCUUCUCCUGACCAACCCGGUGAGCCAGUGGGUGCAGGCAAGAAGAGGGACCAUGGCAACCAUGCUGAUCCUGGAAUGAGGAAACGGCACAUGCGGAUUAUGCCAAGCAACACCACCUCUUUGGAUCUUCACCAACGAAACGGGAACCUGUUUGGUGGUGCAAACGACCACGCUUCAAGAACAGGUUCAGCAUACUCUGAAGUCUGCAGCGCUGCUUCUCAGCAUUUUGCCAGAAUCAGAGAAGUCCUUAUUGAGCGAAGCCUGCCGUCAACUCUGAAUUCUGGAUUCCUAAGUCCAUGCCGAGACAGGUUGAUGGUGGCUUUGGGUUUGGAUCUGUUUGCUGUGAACGAUGAGAGGUUCAUGGACAUGUUUGUGGCUCCCGGAGCUGUUGACGUGCUCCGCAACGAGAGGGAGUCGCUGCAGAAGAGGCAGAAGAUACUGCAAUCCUGCUUAACUGAGUUCAAGAAUGUCGCUCGAGCGCUUUGACUGACCUACAAAGGGAAAAACUUUUCUUGCUUCAUCGGGCUUGUGUUCUUCCUUGUCAUUCACCGAGGUGUUCACUGCUAGUGAAUGUAUAUGUACCACUAUUCUUGUUGCCGGAGUUCUCUCUGACAUAAUAUAUGUAUGUGACACUGACAUAGCCUUCGUGGAGGGUUUUGGAAGUAAAAGCCAACCAGCAUCUUCCUUCUGAA